This is a messenger RNA of Neopelma chrysocephalum (saffron-crested tyrant-manakin), 1638 nucleotides long. It is a transcript of the gene GPR6, whose product is annotated as G protein-coupled receptor 6. Lineage: Eukaryota; Metazoa; Chordata; Aves; Passeriformes; Pipridae. Gene Ontology annotation, cellular component: membrane. The transcript has a single exon. The record is from RefSeq and is a predicted model, not a curated record. Gene Ontology annotation, molecular function: sphingosine-1-phosphate receptor activity. Gene Ontology annotation, biological process: G protein-coupled receptor signaling pathway. Bases 60 to 1046 code for a protein of 328 amino acids.
CCGCCGUCGCCCCCGCGCUCCGCCUCGGCCCCCGCACAGCCCCAGCCGCCCGGGCGCCGAUGGAGGCGGUGGCAGCGCUGAACGAGAGCGGAGCGGCAGCCCCCCGGCUGCAGGCCGGCGGCGGCAACGCCUCGCUGGAGCUCUCGUCGCGACCCCCCGCGCCCGCCGCCCUCAACCCCUGGGAUGUGAUGCUCUGCGUGUCCGGCACCGCCAUCGCCUGCGAGAACGCCCUGGUGGUUGCCAUCAUCUGCUACUCGCCCGCCCUGCGCACCCCCAUGUUCGUGCUGGUGGGCAGCCUGGCCACGGCUGACCUCCUGGCGGGUCUCGGCCUCAUCCUCAACUUCGUUUUCCAGUACGUGAUCCGCUCGGAGACAAUCAGCCUGCUGACGGUGGGCUUCCUCGUGGCCUCCUUCGCCGCCUCCGUGAGUAGCUUGCUGGCUAUCACGGUCGAUCGCUACCUCUCCCUCUACAAUGCCCUCACCUACUACUCGGAGAGGACGGUGCUCUGCAUUCACACCAUGCUGGCGUGUGCCUGGGGGGUCUCCCUCUGCCUGGGGCUGCUGCCCGUCCUGGGCUGGAACUGCCUCCAUGACCGUGCUGCCUGCAGCGUCGUCAGACCCUUGACCAAGAGUAACGUGACGCUGCUGUCUGCCUCUUUCUUUCUCAUUUUCCUCAUCAUGCUCCAUCUCUACAUCGAGAUCUGCAAGAUCGUCUGCAGGCAUGCCCACCAGAUAGCUCUCCAGCAGCACUUUCUGACUGCUUCCCACUAUGUCGCCACCAAAAAAGGAGUCUCUACCCUGGCUAUAAUCCUCGGGACUUUCGGAGCCAGCUGGCUGCCUUUUGCCAUCUACUGCGUGGUGGGGAAUCCUGACUACCCUUCUGUGUACACGUAUGCCACGCUUCUACCCGCUACCUACAAUUCCAUGAUCAACCCCAUCAUUUAUGCCUACAGAAACCAGGAAAUCCAGAGGUCCAUGUGGGUGCUCUUCUGCGGCUGCUUUCAGGCUAAAGUGUCCUUUCGCUCCCGGUCCCCCAGUGAUGUCUGAGUGACUUUUCUCUGCCGUACUGCACAGAGUGACAAUCUCCCGAGUGGACUGUUACAGUGCCUGUUCUAAACUUCAAACUACAUUGUGAAAUCAUUGGACACAUGCUUAAGUAUUAGCACUUUAUACAUAUUUGUAUCUCUGAGAGUGGUUCAGGGUAUGGAGUUUUGGGUUCCAUCAAAAUAAUAACAAUGUGGUUGUAUAUAAAUCUGCACAUCACAUUUGUGAAGACAUUCCGGUACUGCUUAAUUAUAGCACCUUAUUUCUAGCUGCUCACCUGCCAAAACAGUGUUGCCUUUCUGAAGGGCAGAUAGAAAGUUGUGUUUGUGUUGUAUUUAUACGUGUGUGUGUUUGGGGGGGAGACGGGGCUGGGAGUGUGUGUAUGUAUGUGUGUAUCAAUACCUUGCUGCACAAUAUUGAUAAAUUAUAACAUUUUGUAUACAAAUAAAAAUAUGUAAAAUGUAAUAUAACUUUGUGUGUUUAGAUGCUUUUAGACAUAAGAGAGUUGGCAAAUUUGCCUGUUGAACAAAGUCCCUUGAAAGCUCCCCAUGUAAUUCUGCCUAAAGAGAUCAUCAUUCACUAUAGAGAUGAAAUA